GAAUAUCACCGCUAUUGCGCGAAGAUCAAAAUUUCAAUCUAUCAGAAGGAAACGUAUUCGGUGAGCUCCCGUUCGUUUUCAACAGGCAAAUAAAGAUGGAUUCUAUCGAGUUACUGAAUGAUACAAUGAAGAGACUUGCUGCUAAAGAAGACAGUGAGAUAACAGCUGAAGGAUGGCUCAUCAAAGCAGUAUCUGUUGGGGAAACUUUCUUGAAAGACCUUCUUUGUGCUAACAAACAUAACAAGAGGAUAGCCUUGCUACAGAAAAACAAUAGACAAAAUGAUACCUCACAUCAAAAUGGUGACAUAUCUUUAGAGUCUGAUUUGGAUGAAUCUAAGGAAGAAAGCAAGGAUGUCAGUUCAUGUAGCUUACUGAAUGGAGAGGAUAGAGACAGUCAUCUCUUGCCAGUGGAAGAUGCAAGGAACAUUCUGACGAUGUACACCAUGCUGCAUAGUCCCCUGGUACAGACCAACAACCAAGUAGACCCAGAGUCUCUCCUUCCACUAUGGAUCCUGUGUGAUGGCAAGGAUCCAGAAAGAACCAGUUUGAUCGGCUGUGAACUGGCCCAUACCGGUUCAGGUCAGGAGUCAGACAGCAGUCCAUUCAUCCUCACCACAGUCACAUCUGAUGAUCCCAUUUCUAGCAAGGCAGAUGUUCCAACUUUGCAGCAGGUUAUUUUAGAGGCUCAUGAAGACUUAGCAUCUAAGUACAUAGCAAGUCAAGGCUUUGCUCAGUUUGAAGUGGUCAGCCAGCUUAGUGCAGAUACCACAUUAGCUGAGACUCAGAGUAGUGAUUCCUCCUACAUAGCAGUAGAGUGUACAUGGAACCAAGUCAAGAAGAUACUGGAGAGCCCACGGGAUGCUAGCUGUAAAGUGCUGAUACGUGCUGUGCCAGGUGACAUGAGAAACACCCCUUUAGAAGUCUACAAAGAACUAUGCUUAUUAAAGACAUUUGCUGACAGCUUAGAAACAGGAGAAGUGAACUGGAUAACACGAGAGAAGACGAGCUCAAUUCAAGAUCUUAUAACAACCUUCUUGGAUGAGAUCAAAGGUGGACCCAUUUAUAAGAGAAAGACUGGAGACGACGCUGAUGAUUUGGAUGCCCAGCUUUGUUGGAAGGCAGCGUUUGAUAGAAGCGAUUUAGACUUCACUGAACGGCUCUGGAAUAUCCUCCGGAAUAAUGCAACAUGUUAUGAAGAUAUCACUACAGCCUUCAGCAUGGUGAUCAAUGAACUUAACAGAGGACAGAUACAGCCAAUGGUUCACAGAAGUAAUCAGACUACAUUAGCCCAAGAGCUCCGGAUGUUGUACGAAGACCCAGCCCAUAUGUUCAGUCUAAAUCAUUCUCCAAUGACUCACCUUGUGGAGAUAGCCAUUGAUAAGAUUCAGAGAGACUAUACAAACUUCUUCUUAGCCAAGAAGUUGACCACCCUGUAUUCCCUGGAAUGGUUCGUCCAAUCAGUUGACCUCUUGACCCCGGGUGAGCUGGUCAAGAGGUUACGGAGUCUACAUUGUAUCUUGGAGGUUUCCAUGCUAGCAUCUCAAUCCUUGGGUCUUCCUACCAACAAUAUACUCACACUCAUCAGGAAUGCCCUGGACUACUAUCGGAAUAACUCUCCUGAUGUUCAGCAUACAUUUGUACUUCCUGUGGAGCAGACCAGUGUUGUCAGCUUGUACCAAAAUCAGCAGCCGAGUGUAUGGAGGUUGACUACACAGUGUGGAUGUAGGGGUGAUAAGACCAGCUCGGUCUAUCAGCUCAGCUCAAGACCAUUCAUUGACAGUGUCAUCCAAACAACAGAUAUGGCCAUAGAUGAUGAAGGUGAAGAACAGGAGCCAUUCCACUACUUUGUGACACGGGUGAAAAGAGACUUGGAGCCAUUUGUGCCUGUCAACAGUUUUGAGACCAUCUAAAAUGGAAACGUGUGAGAAGAUAUUGCUUGCUCGUAGAGCUCUUUCAUCAAGUCUUCCUAAGUCGUUCUGGAACUCAAAAAUUGUCUCAUAUUUUGAAGAAGGGUGCUAAUGAGUUGCACUGUUGUCCUAAAAGCAGACGCGCACUAUUGCGCUAAACACAGACAUGCACUAUUGCAUUAAGCAGAAGGUCGUAAGCAUUUAAAUGCCUGUAACUUAAAAAAUACCUGCUUAUUUGAUACACAGCUACUCAAAUCGUGUAGUCACAAAUUUACUAUCGACUUUUUAUUAGUUGAUGAAGGGAGAAAUUCCUGUCAUAUGACAUGUAUGGAGUAAUCAAAAUAUUAGAAGUAAGUGAUCAGGAAUACAUGACCUUGUGCCUGCAGCACGAUGGAUGAGUCGUAUGCUGAGACAUUGUAGUCAGCUAGAGAGGAGCUUCAUUUUUACUUGGUGUUGACUGAUGAGGGAAUGACCAUGAGAACCCCAUUUCAGAUUAUUUUGAAUGAUGUCAUCAAGGAAUUUGAAGGAAAACUUCAAACUAGGCAUCCUUUUUUACAACUUCAAUUUGGGUGGGCAAUGAAAUAAAAAUGGGUUCAUGUAUAGAGCUACAGAAUUGCCAAUAUGUGUUUGAUUGAUCGCAACUU
Molecule: messenger RNA, 2551 nt
Organism: Strongylocentrotus purpuratus (purple sea urchin)
Lineage: Eukaryota; Metazoa; Echinodermata; Echinoidea; Camarodonta; Strongylocentrotidae
Product: protein zwilch homolog
Exons: 14
Coding region: 96-1910 (604 amino acids)
Biological process (GO): protein localization to kinetochore; mitotic spindle assembly checkpoint signaling
Cellular component (GO): RZZ complex
Source: RefSeq, a predicted model, not a curated record